Molecule: messenger RNA, 1079 nt
Organism: Gastrolobium bilobum
Lineage: Eukaryota; Viridiplantae; Streptophyta; Magnoliopsida; Fabales; Fabaceae
Exons: 4
Coding region: 171-875 (234 amino acids)
Biological process (GO): protein stabilization; protein folding; protein import into mitochondrial matrix
Cellular component (GO): mitochondrion
Molecular function (GO): protein-folding chaperone binding; zinc ion binding
Source: RefSeq, a predicted model, not a curated record
UUGUCAGUUCUCAUCCCUCACCUCAUAUAACAUUUUUAUGAGUACUUGUGGUGUUGGGAUAUUAUUUUGUGCGGAGCAAAGAGAGAAGAGAAGAGAAGAGAGGAGGUUGUUUUGUUUGAUUGAGAUUGAGAUUGAGAUUGAGAUUGAGAAGAGAAGAGAAGAGUGAGUUAAUGAUGGAAACCUUGGCCACAUCUUCUUCUGCAACGCUACCAUCUUCAUCUUCUCCUUUUUCCAUUUUCCCUUCAAGAAGAUUAUCCCUUUCUCCCAAGACCCUCCACUUUCGUUUAGCCUCCAAGCGUGAUGAUGAUAACGAUUCAGAUUACCAAUCCAAUUCCAAGGAGAUCAUCGACAACAACAACAACAACAACAAUAACAAAAACAAUUACAACAUCCUUCCAAUUCUCAGUGAUCGCCGCCUCUCCCUUUCCCCUCUUUCUAAAGAUGCUGCGAUGGGGCUGGUGCUGAGUGCUGCAGCAGGUAGAGGAUGGACAACAGGUUCAGGAAUGGAAGGACCCUCUGUUCCUGCGGGUGUUAGGGAUAACGAAUCAGGGACAGAGAACAUCUCUACUUUCCCAUGGUCUCUCUUCACAAAAUCCCCUAGGCGAAGGAUGCUUGUGGCUUUUACUUGUACCAUAUGUGGCCAGCGAACUACACGGGCUAUUAAUCCCCAUGCUUACACUGAUGGCACUGUUUUUGUCCAGUGCUGUGGAUGCAAUGCGUAUCAUAAGCUCGUGGAUCAUUUGAACUUGUUUCAGGAGACGAAUUGCUAUCUGAAUUCAAGUUUUAAUUAUAAAGGACAUGGAUGGGAUGAUCUUAAGCUCAGGUAUAUGGACAUAGAUGACGAAAAUGAUGAUAUAUCCCCAUUUCAUGAGUGAGUUGCCUGGUUAUGAAUCAUAUAGUUUCUGUCUGAUCAUAUGGAAUUUUAGAUUUGGUGGCUUGUUUAUUGUUUAGGUUUUCAUGCUUUAUAGUAAAAAUUUGUCAGAGACAGGAUUUGUUUGUAUAGUAAUAUGUUUAUAUAGGUUUGAAACUCAUUUCUAUGAUCAUCAAUUUGAUAAUGUACAAUACAUUACAUAAAUAUU